UGCCUCGCUAGCGGCGGGGACCCGAGGAUCUUCACGCGGCGAUUUGGACGCCCUUUGGGCUCCUCUUGGGCUCCGCUACCUGCGCGGGUUGAGGGAAGACGGCGCCGGGGCCAUGGCGGCGGGGGCUGCGGCGCUGCUGCUGCGCGGGGGCUGGAGGGCGUUGAGGGCACUGGACCGGCCCGCUGCUCUCCGAGCAGCCGCCGGGGUUGACCGAGGGCUGUUGGGGCCGCCGCCGCCAAGUUCUAUCUAUGCAUUGGAGAAGUUUAUGAAAGACUGUACUCUAUGUAAUGUUCCAAAGAAGCCCUUGACGGCAUACAUUCGAUUUGUAAUGGAUCGGCAAGCCCAACUUAAACAACAAAAUCCAGAUUUGAAGAGAACAGAAGUAGUUAAGGCACUUGCUCAAACCUGGAGAGAGCUUCCAGAAUCAGAGAAGAAAGUAUAUGAAGAAGCUACCAAGGCAGAUUUUAAAAAAUACCGUGAAGAGCUCUCUAAAUAUAAAGCAGAGCUUGAUAAUGAUCAAAAAAGAAAUUUGAAAGAAGAGAAGCAGAUAAAAAGGGCUAGAAAAGAAAUAAUAAAGAAAAAAAGAGAGUUAACAGUCUUUGGAAAACCCAAAAAACCUCGCACAGGUUAUAAUAUUUUUAUUGCUGAACACUUUAAGGACCCAAAGGGACUUUCAUCACAGGAAAUGCUGAAGGCUUUAAAUCAAGAGUGGAAAAAUCUAGCAUUUACUCGAAAGCAGGUAUACCUGCAACUUGCUGAAGAUGAUAAAAUUCGUUAUGCAAAUGAAAUUAAAUCGUGGGAAGAAAAAAUGCUUGAAAUUGGACGGGAAGAUCUUUUACGCUUUAGCAAACUGAAAGACAAAUUGGGAAAAGACCUUGAAAAAAUCUAUUGAUAUUUGUAUCUUCAUAGUGAAUAUGAGAAAUGCUCAAGCAACCAAUCAGGGCUCACUACGCAAAACUGUGGCAAAAUUUCUAAAAAUGAUGCUGAUGAACAUUUUAUAUUAAUCCAUUUUUGUUAACACAUGGACUUCAGCCAGUAUGCUGACAUAUUUUGUAUUAGCACCUAGUUGUGGAUUCUCAACUGGUAUAAAUUCAGUCCAGAUUCAGAAAAGGUUUGUUUUCAGAACUACUGAAUACCAAAAAAAAUGCAUCUAGGUAUAGGAGGGAUUCAUUUAUCUUUUCUUAGAUAAAGGUAAAUCAAACUGUGAAAUAUUUUUGAUACUGGAUGACAACUAUGGAGAAAGUAUUUUUGUUUCCUAAUGAGGAAACAAGCGUUUGCUUUCCUCAAAUUGUCUUAGAUUAUAAAAGCCACAGUGUUCUAAGCUAUCACUGCUGUGUAUUUUUAAAGAAUAAGGAAUUGCUCUAGGUAAAUUUCAAUACCUCGGCAAGUUCUAAUUCCUAGAUAAUAAUAGCUCAUAUAGUAUUCCAAGAUGAUGAGUAGACAUACAUACAAUUGCUGAUUUCAUUUAUGACUUUUUAAGAAACUACUGAGGGAUUUGUAAAUGUUUUGCAUCCAUUUUUUUUGUAAAGUAAAAAAUUAUGUAUCAGCUGUGCACAUUGAUGAUUGAUGUUUCUAUGGUAGAAAAUAAAAUCAUCUAAUGUGCUCCAUCUAA
Molecule: messenger RNA, 1612 nt
Organism: Gracilinanus agilis (Agile Gracile Mouse Opossum)
Lineage: Eukaryota; Metazoa; Chordata; Mammalia; Didelphimorphia; Didelphidae
Gene: TFAM
Product: transcription factor A, mitochondrial
Exons: 7
Coding region: 113-892 (259 amino acids)
Molecular function (GO): transcription cis-regulatory region binding
Source: RefSeq, a predicted model, not a curated record